Molecule: messenger RNA, 1326 nt
Organism: Synchytrium microbalum
Lineage: Eukaryota; Fungi; Chytridiomycota; Chytridiomycetes; Synchytriales; Synchytriaceae
Exons: 6
Coding region: 1-1326 (441 amino acids)
Biological process (GO): vesicle budding from membrane; late endosome to vacuole transport via multivesicular body sorting pathway
Cellular component (GO): ESCRT III complex; multivesicular body
Source: RefSeq, a predicted model, not a curated record
AUGGAGGCCUUCCUAUCUUCCCUUCCCGAAUGGAACGAUGAUCAACGAUUAAGAGCACUAUACGCCUCCUUCCCAGACAAGACUGUAAACAAGACUGCCUACGAAUCACGAAUGGCAAUAUGGAAACGGAUUCUAAUAUCUUCCAUAUCGAAUCAGUGGUUGUCCGAUUCGAAAUGUUGUUUGCAUCGACGUGAUUUGGAGGCGAAGUUUAAGAGAAAGGGAACUACGCCGUUGGGACUGCAGACUGUUAUCGACGAUAUGGUCGAAUCUGGAUUACUAGUCGAUGUAACGUUAUUCAAGCAAGAUAAAUCAUGGAAUAUGUGGCUACUUGAUGCUUUGGUACAUGCACCCGUGAAUUGGGCCUGGCAACAAAUGUUUGGAAGUCAACAAUCUGCUCAAAACGACAAGGUCUAUGUUCUUGUAUCUGCUGUACAGGACAUUGCUAAUACGUUGUCCGAAUCUAUAUAUAACGGAUCCCAUUCAUCAAUCGACUUGAUCUUCACACUACAGGAUUUGAAGCUACAAUAUGCUACGAAUACUUUAUUGUCUGAUGUAUUGUUGGUAUGCAGGCAGCUGGCAUCUGAAAGCAAGAUCUUGAUACAGCUUGGUGCAGAGGCCGAGUCAUCGAUUAUCAAAUUCAAACCACCAAGAAGCAACCUGACACCGAUAAAUGAGACCGACAAGGGCAUUGUCACCAUUAAGACAACAUUAAGUCAUCUAAACAAGCAGGUGUCUCGAUUAGAUGAACGAUCUGCCCAGUUGAUGGAUCAAACAAAGCAACACAUCAAGAACAAGGAUAGGAUAAGAGCCAAGUUUGUAUUAAAGCAACGUAAAAUGGUUGAGGAUGUGUUGGAGAAACGGUUGGCGUCUUUGGCAACACUUGAGGCCAUAAUAGACAAGUUACAAGCUGCUGAGACUGAUGCUGAGCUCAUUUCCGUAUAUCAAAUCGGAACCAGAACUCUGCAAGAGUUUGUAUCUCAUACGGGACUCACAGUUGCCAAAGUGGACGCUACAAUGGACGCAUUAGAUGACGUCUUAGCGGAUCAACGUGAAGUGGAGGAUGCUAUGAUGACUGGCAAUGCCAUGGUGCAACCUAACAUAUCUGAAGAUGAGUUAGAGCAAGAAUUGGACUCUAUACUUGCUGAACAGGCCAAGCCAGCUGUGCCUGUCGCUGCUGUUAAUGUGGUGACGGAGGGUACACAGAAGGUUGAUGGUAGUGUAAAUGAUGAGCUUUUACGUGAGUUGGACGAGUUAACUGUGCCCACUAUACACGAUAAAACGACAGCAAAGUCAUCACAUAGACAAGAACUUGUACCAUCAUCAUGA